Xiphophorus hellerii (green swordtail) is the source of this 1746-nucleotide messenger RNA. RefSeq names its product pyroglutamyl-peptidase 1. The transcript is spliced from 5 exons. Gene Ontology annotation, cellular component: cytosol. Bases 145 to 780 code for a protein of 211 amino acids. The record is from RefSeq and is a predicted model, not a curated record. Lineage: Eukaryota; Metazoa; Chordata; Actinopteri; Cyprinodontiformes; Poeciliidae. Gene Ontology annotation, molecular function: pyroglutamyl-peptidase activity. Gene Ontology annotation, biological process: proteolysis.
CGUAGAAUGAAGGAGAACGGGCUAGUUUCCUCUGAUUGUGGCAGAAGGAGCCGUCAGCUUAGGGGGGGCUUCGACUCUCUGCGGGGAUCUGCUUCAGUUUACGAACCGAGAAGAAGCGACGGAUUCUAGGCGACAUUUCAGGCGAUGGAUAACAGCAGCCGGACUGUGGUGGUGACAGGUUUUGGACCAUUUGGAGAACACACUGUCAACGCCAGCUGGGUAGCAGUUCAGGAAAUGAAGAAACUUGGAUUGGGGAACAAUGUGGACCUGCAUGUACAUGAGGUUCCUGUAGAGUACCAGAAAGUCCAGAGUUUGGUUCCCUCAUUGUGGAAGCAAUUUCAUCCACGGCUCAUCGUCCAUGUGGGAGUCUCAGGGAUGGCCACCACUGUGACGCUGGAGAAGUGUGGCAGAAAUCACGGCUACAAAGGCCUGGACAACAGCAGCUUCUGUCCAGACUCACAGUGUUGCAUCGUGGGAGGCCCAGACUGUAUCAACUCAGUUAUUGACAUGGAGUUGGUCUGCAAGAGAGUGACUGCGACAGCUGGACUGGGAGUAGCUGUGACCGUCUCCAAAGAUGCUGGAAGGUACCUCUGCGACUUCACCUACUACACGUCUCUGUACCUGAGCCGCGGCCGCUCCGCCUUCAUCCACGUGCCUCCUCUGGGAAAGCCUUACAGCGGGGAGGAGCUGGGCCGCGCGCUGCAGGCCAUCAUCAGGGAGAUGCUGGAGCUCCUGGACCAGGCAGAGGACCAGAUCCACUGCCAGCAGCACAUCCACUAAGUGACCUCCCUCCAGCGUCUCCAGCCCGAGCCACACAAGAGUAAUUGCACUUGACCACAAGUAGCCAAAACUUCCUUUUCUUGUUUUUUUUUUGUUUUUUUUGCUCUUAAUUUACUGAACUUUUGAGAUUUGGCCCUUUUGUUUAUAUCACUAUAUAUGUUUCUGUUUUCCCUUCGUCACUUAAUGUCUCCCCGUGGUAAGAAGAUAAAAUGGGAGUCUAAAGGGAACAUUUAAGUUUAAAAUCUGAUUUAAAAGAGAUACACGAGAGCAAGUCGCUGCUUUUGUUUUAUAUUUGGUCACAAACGGAGAUACAAAGAGUCUGUGAUGUGACGUUAAAUACGAUCUAAAAGCCCAAAUGUGACUCCUAUUAAUGCACCUUAUAGGGUUAGGGUUACUGUAGGAGACACAUCUGGGAAUCUGUAGCAUCAGAUCGAGAUUUUAUUUCUUUUUUUUUUUUACAUGUUCAAUUGCUAAAUAUCUAGAAGAUGUCAAUGUACAUAACACAACAUGGUUUAAGUAGAAAUGUUUAGCUGUAAGCUUCAUUCUCCGUCACCUUUUGUGUCCUGAACUCAUCCGUCUUCUUUCCCUUUUGGUGUUGAAUUAUUUCCGAGUCGGUUUUCUUUAUAAGAAGUUGUGAAUUUGCCUUCCUUUACAAAGGUUAUUUAAAUCAGGGAACGGGUUGGUUCCAGCUCAUACUUCCCCAGUUUGUUGGCCCAGUUCUGACAGAAAUAAAUAAAUCUGCCCCGCUGAGAUCUGACCCCGGACUGUGCAAUGAAACUUUACGGAUCUCCUUCACUGGAAACCUUCUCAAAGUCAGGAUUUUACGGCUGCACACCUGUUGACAAAAGGCUCAAGUUUUUAAGUUUCCUGGCAGAAUUUAAAAAUAAAUUAUUUCUUUUAAGGUUAGUAAACGAAGAAAAUACUGGAAAAUGUUUGUUUCUCCCAUUUUAGUGUUUCAGAUCAGAG